Paralichthys olivaceus (Japanese flounder) is the source of this 438-nucleotide messenger RNA. Its product is annotated as mid1-interacting protein 1-B-like. The record is from RefSeq and is a predicted model, not a curated record. Gene Ontology annotation, cellular component: cytosol. Gene Ontology annotation, biological process: regulation of lipid biosynthetic process. Lineage: Eukaryota; Metazoa; Chordata; Actinopteri; Pleuronectiformes; Paralichthyidae.
AUGAUGCACCCGUCUGAGUCCUGCAACCACAGGAAGUCGCUCUUCAACACCAUGAACCGCUUCAUCGGUGCCGUCAACAACAUGGACCAGACUGUGAUGGUGCCCAGUCUGCUGCGGGACGUCCCGCUGGACGAUGUCGGAGACGUGAAGACGGUCACCGACGACACCGCCUCCAACGGCUCCGCCUGCUUCCAACAGGACGCCGACAUGUACAGUUCGUACGUCCUGCUCAAGUCCAUCCGCAGUGUCAUGGAGUGGGGCGUCCUGCAGGGGGAUGGGCGGGGGAAGGAGAGGGUGGGCGAGUCAGAGGACGACGACCUGGAGAAGCAGUUUCAUUUUCACCUGAACGGACUCCACGCGGUUUUGUCCAAACUCACACGCAAAGCCAACACGUUAACGAACCGCUACAAGGAGGAGAUCGGCUGCGGAAACUUAUAG